GGUUAGUUGAUGAUCCCCUGUUAACCUACUCUAUAUAAGAGUGCGGCGGGCCGAGCAAGCUCCUCCGCAGCAAACGCUCGAUCAGUCAGUAGCCACCCAAUUCGCCUCGGUUGAUUUGAUCCACCGAUCGCGACGGUUUAGCCGGAUUACUCUCCAGAGUCCAGACGCAGAUACAUCACCGCGGCAGGCAAUGAAGAGCCCUGAAACUGAAUCACGCGACUGAUCUGUGUUGCUCCAUUGUUCCUUCUGCUUCGCCGUUGCCGCGCGCAGCAGAAGAUGGUGGUCAAGGUGAGCAUGCCGUGCGAGAGGAGCCGGUCCAGAGCCAUGGCGCUGGCCGCCAGAGCAGACGGGGUCAUCUCGGUGGCGAUCACCGGCGACGCCAGGGACAAGCUGGAGGUGGUCGGCGACGGCGUCGACCCGGUCUGCCUGGUCAGCUGCCUGCGCAGGAAGGUCGGCCACGCCGAGAUCCUGCAGGUGGAGGAAGUGAAGGACAAGAAGCCGGAGGAGAAGAAGCCUGAGGAGCCGAAGCCGCCGCAGCCCAUGGUGGUGCACCCACCGCCGCACGGCUACUACUCCUACCACCACCACCACCCGCCGCCGCCGAUGGUCGCCUGCGAGGAGCCAAGCAGUUGCUCCAUCAUGUAGAGUUAGUUUGUAGCUGCGACGAAUAAGAACUGUUUUGCCUAACUGUACUUACUUAUUUGUAAGAAAAUGGAGGGAGCUAAAUCAA
This is a messenger RNA of Panicum hallii, 730 nucleotides long. Its product is annotated as heavy metal-associated isoprenylated plant protein 16-like. Gene Ontology annotation, molecular function: metal ion binding. The transcript has 3 exons. The record is from RefSeq and is a predicted model, not a curated record. The coding region runs from base 277 to 645 and encodes 122 amino acids. Lineage: Eukaryota; Viridiplantae; Streptophyta; Magnoliopsida; Poales; Poaceae.